Epinephelus moara (kelp grouper) is the source of this 6501-nucleotide messenger RNA. RefSeq names its product ubiquitin specific peptidase 54b (gene usp54b). The transcript has 20 exons. The record is from RefSeq and is a predicted model, not a curated record. Gene Ontology annotation, molecular function: cysteine-type deubiquitinase activity. NCBI's taxonomy places the organism in Eukaryota, Metazoa, Chordata, Actinopteri, Perciformes, Serranidae. Gene Ontology annotation, biological process: protein deubiquitination. Bases 672 to 4247 code for a protein of 1191 amino acids.
GGAUGGCGCUGGUGGGGGCUGGAUGCGCCCACGGCUCGCCCUCUCUCCCGUUAAAUCACACGGUGGGACACGCGAGCGGACGGAGACUGGCGGCGUCAGCAGCCGGGGUGAGUAAAAACCCUGCACACUACGCACUGCACGGGCUCCAUCACAGAAAGAGAGGCCGGGGGGGACGCGCAUGUGACCGGACAGAAUACACCAUCAGUAGGCAAAGUGAAAGAGGAGAAGAAAGCAUUAAAGGGGUCCCCACAUGGGAGCAGCAGCGCUGCCUAAUCAACAUUUAUCCGACAGAAUCUGCCAAAAGACGCUUUGGACACGCUCUCAUGUCCUCAAACACAAAUUGAUAAAUCCAAGGAGCUAAAAAAAGAAAAAGCCAACCGCUGGCCCCAGCAAGUGGACAGAUUUUAAAGUAAAAACACGGCUGGAGAGGGGGAGGGUUGUAUGGGUGCCAAAUCCCCAUCCAAGACACACCGCAUCUCCUCGAUCUACGGCUGCCGCCUCCCUCCUCCUCCUCCUCCUCCUCCUCCUCCUCAUCCCUCCAUUUCCUCCUCCUCCUCUUUUCUCUCAUUCUCCCUCGUUCUCUCUCAUGGGAGUGACAUAGAGGCCGUCGCUUGGUCAGCUGCCCCGCCCCUUCCCCGCCUUGCCGUGGAAACGGGGGCGUCCAGGUAGUGAUGUCGUGGAAGAGGAACUACUUUGCGUCGGGUGGCGGAGCAGUAGGCGGGGUGCAGGGGCUGGUGACCCCGAGAACCAUGACCUCUAUUGCACCCAGCAAAGGCCUGAGCAACGAGCCGGGACAGAACAGCUGCUUCCUCAACAGCGCUCUGCAGGUUUUGUGGCAUCUGGACAUCUUCCGCAGAAGCUUUCGACAGCUGACCACACACAAGUGCAUGGAGGACUCGUGUAUCUUCUGCGCUUUAAAGAGUAUCUUUGCUCAGUUCCAGUUCAGCAGUGAGCGCGUGCUGCCAUCAGAUGCACUGCGGAGCGCGCUGGCCAAGACUUUCCAAGACGAACAACGCUUUCAGCUGGGUAUCAUGGAUGACGCUGCCGAGUGCUUCGAGAAUCUCCUGAUGCGUAUCCACUUCCACAUCAGCGCGGAGAGCCGAGAGGACAUCUGCACCGCCAAGCACUGUAUACCACACCAGAAGUUUGCCAUGACUCUGUUCGAACAGUGUGUCUGUAACAGCUGUGGAGCCACAUCGGACCCCUUGCCCUUCAUUCAGAUGGUUCAUUACAUCUCCACUACGUCCCUCUGUAACCAGGCGGUGAGGAUGCUGGAGUGCAGAGAGAAACCCACACCAGACAUGUUCGGAGAGCUGCUCCGCAAUGCCAGCAACAUGGGAGACCUGCGCAACUGCCCUAGUAACUGCGGGGAGGUGUUGCGUAUCCGCAGGGUGCUGAUGAACUCACCGGAGAUCGUGUCCAUUGGGCUGGUGUGGGACUCAGACCACUCUGACCUGGCGGAGGACGUCAUACACAGCCUGGGGACGUGCUUGCGUCUGGGAGAUUUGUUCUACCGUGUGACAGAGGAGAGGGCUCGCCAGGCGGAGCUCUACUUGGUGGGCAUGGUGUGCUACUACGGCAAGCACUACUCCACCUUCUUCUUCCAGACCAAGAUACGCAAGUGGAUGUACUUCGACGACGCCCACGUCAAAGAGAUCGGCCCUAAGUGGAAGGACGUGGUGUCUCGCUGUAUCAAAGGCCACUAUCAGCCCCUGCUGCUGCUCUACGCUGACCCCCGUGGGACGCCGGUGAUACUGCAGGAGAGCCCCAACCCCUGUACCAGCUCCAACCCGCAGCUGGAGCUCCAGCACUGCAGCAGCAAGGCUGGUUACGACAGUGAAGACUCCGGUCGGGAGCCGUCCAUAUCCAGUGAUACUCGCACCGACUCUUCGACAGACAGCUCGAGUCACCGCGCCUCUCGCAGCCGAUCUCUCCACCAGUCCACGGGCAGCCACCUCUCCAGCGAAUCCCAGACCACAGUGGUCUGUAAUUACGACAUCGGCACACCGCCGCACGGUGCUGACGCCGGAGAGUCAGCAGUGGAGGGGCCUCCCCGCCCUCCCUCUCCUCCCCUGCAGGAGUACAAGGAGACGGCCGUCUUCCUCCUCUCCUCCCGCCGGCCACUCACCUCCUCCUCCUCUUCCUCUCGUCCCCUGUCCUCCUCCUCUUCGUCGGGAGUUGGGGGCUGCGAGGGCGGAGCCGGGGGGCCCCACUGGGAGGAUGAAAGCACCAGCAGUGAGAGCAAGUCCAGUUCUUCUGGAAGCCGCUACAGGCCAACCUGGAGGCCCAGGAGAGAGGCCCUGAACAUCGACAGCAUCUUCACACGACCGAGAGGCUCCUCUCUGGGCUACAACACCCUGCCUGGUCCCUCUCUUCCUCCGGAGCCCCAGGACUCCUUCCCCUUGGUGGGACCCGCUCCACCCACACAGCCAGGGCUGCAAGAGGUGGAGGGAAGGGAAGUCGGGGAGUCAGAGGCGGGGUUUGGGCUGGUUGGGCAGCCCAGGUCUCUGGGCAGUGGGCGGACGAUGGGUCCCCCUGCCCCUCCACCUCUGAGAGGGGUGGAGCACCAGCCGCGUCUGAUCCAGAGGAUGGAGAGUGGCUACGAGAGCAGUGAGAGGAACAGCAGCAGCCCCGACAGGGAGGUGGGGCAACAGAAACGGGUGCUGAUGUCAGGACCUUCAUGGCGUUCGGUGCCCAAGUCAAAGAGCAGCGGUGCCAUCCUGCAGGAGCUGCCCUCACCCAGCUGGGGCGGCGGCACCAACACAGGCGGCUCAGGGCGCAGUGAGCUGGACGAGCUGCAGGAGGAGGUAGCGAGGAGAGCCCGCCAGCAGGAACAGCAGAAGCGGAGGGAGGCGGAGCGGGAGGCGGCCAUGGGAUUCAACCCCAAACCCAGCAAAUUCAUGGACCUGGACCAGCUCCAACACCAGGCUGUGCUCAGACCCCUGCAUGAGGCUAACGCUCAUAGCGGAUUGGCUGUAGCUGCGUGCAUGAGGAGCACUGGGGGCCCAAUCAAACGCAGGCAGGAACAGGAAAUGGAACGGGAGACAGGAAGCGCCCGCCCACAGGGGCCUCGCAGUGAACAGCCUGGCCCGGUCCAAGUACUGCUGACGCCCAAUCAGGAGGAGGAAGAGGACCAGGCAACGGCCAACCAGGACGCUGCUCUGGGCCCGGACCCGCCCCCUCCACCCUAUCGGCCCGCUCCCCCUCGGCCCCCGCUCACCCUCAGCAUCCCUCACCCUUGCGCCCCUUCCAGCCAAGGGGAGGGGGAGGAGGGUGGAUGCAUGGGGAGGAGAGGGGAGGAAGGCGAGGAUGGGAGGGAGGGGACGGGGGUGAGGCUGUGUGAGUUGCUGCAGGCAGGGGGGGUGAGUGUCAGACCCCUGGGGAAGCACUUAGCCAUCUCUCUGCCCUCGCUUCCUCUGCGUCUCUGGGAUACACACACCACACACACCGCACACUCCACACACCUUGAACCCACACACACACACCCUCCCCCUCCGUCCUCUUCUCCUCCCCCAUCUUCCCCUCUGGAAGCCUCCGGGCAAAGGAAACCUCUCACGCCUCUGUGGCAGCCCCCCCGGCCCCAUUCCCCCGCUGGUGCUGCUCAGCAUUGGCCGAGGCACGAAGCCGCCGCUGACAGCGGCACGCGUCAUUGGUCCUCCUGGAGUUUGGACCGCCCUGACGCCGUGGUGACGCCGUAUGACACGCCCCCAGACCGCUGUGUCCCCAUCAGGCCGCAGACGACCAGUCAGCACUACAGCUACAGUUGCCAGUCCUCUCCAGGGCACUACAGCUCCCAGCAUGCCCCAGGGCAACACAGUGAUCCCUCGUGUGACCGCGAAGAGGCUGAGCUGUCUGAGCUUGACUCCCUUUACCAGGCCAGUCUGCAGGCUGGCAAGACAGGCUGCAGCCCAUCCGAGAGGCUCAUAUCCAGGGUGGGAGGGCAGGCUCGCUCCAAGACCCCCAACGCAGACAUGGAGAGGAGUGUGUACGGGGCCGACUGCACCAGCACCCCCACCUACCUCAACAAGCCAAUGAUGUUGCGGGAUCUGCGUUUCGGGGUGGAGCCUGAUGACGGGGAGAACCUGAGACGAAUCGGACGCAGCCUGAGCGGCACAGUGGUGACCUCGCGCCGCAGCCGCCUGACUGCAACCCGCAGCUUCGAGCUGUCGGGCGGUGCAGGGAGUUUCUGGCUGUGUCUGACGGGGGUCAAGCUGUCUUCUGAUCAGAGUCCCGCUCUGCUUCACUAAUGUCUCACAGCGUCCACCUCCGCGUCGGGGCAGCAGCACCCGGGGUCUUCGCCGGGGCCUCUCCUUGACAGACCUGGAAUCGGCUCAGGAGGAUCAAACUCCGAUCCCGUUCCUCCUCCCUCUCCCUCAAACGACAUGCACACGCAAACACAUGCACGCACACAUGCACAUCUGCACUGACGUAGAGCCUCCCUCAGCGCCUGCAGCACCCUGCUUAGCCUCUCCUUGCCUUCCUCCCUCCCUCCCGCCCUCUUUUGACCUACUAUUCUGUCUAUGCAGUCACUCUGACCCCCAACUACAACCUCAACCUUCCCCCCCUACUUCCCGGGACUGUUGUAUCUUGUCUCCCCCUGAGUUUUCAGAGGGAUUUCCCUGUGCAGCCUGGCGAGCAUGCCGCUUUCAGUGGUGUUGUCGGCGUGGUCGCUCACUUGGCCGGGUCCGACUGGGACCUGAGCUCUCGGCAGACUCGUCCUCCAUCCUACAGGACCCUCAGCUCAGGGGGAGACUCUUACCAAGUAGCCAUGCCUCUUCCUCUUUCUUCACGGGCAUUUCCUGUUGGACGCACACAUAGCCGAACUGGGUCUGUUUCAGAUGGACAGCCAUAUUUUUUUCUCUCUUUGUUUUUUGGGUUCGUUUUUUUCUUCCUGUGUGCGCGCACAGUAAACCCGCCCGAGACCGAACUCACUAAUAACUAAAAGUCAUGUACAGAAAAACUCAUGUAUGAAACCUGUAUGUUAAUUAAUAAGACCUUAUGGAAUGUUGAUAAUGAUAAUUAACGAAUAUUGAUAAACUUAAAGUGGUACUUCCUCAUGUCUGCAUUUCAAAUAGGAGUGGAGUGCACUUCACAAGUGUCUAGCUGGAGUUUCCGCCCCCCUCCCCUCUCCCUCUCAAAAACCGCUCGCCGACCUAAUGACAGCUCUCCCGUUUCUACCGGGAGAUUAAACAAGAAAAGCGCUUCCUUUUUUCUCUGCUUCUCUCCUUGUUCUUUCCUUUCCUUCUUCCUUGCUGUCUUUUGAAUUCACGCCUGCAAACAGGAAACAGUAGCACCAGAAAUAGGCCGACAGGGGAGGAAAGUCGAGAUGGGACGAGAGUAUGUAGGUUAGGAAACCCUUCUCUUAGGCUUUGUCAAUGAAAAAAAAAGAGAAAGGGAUUGACUCAAGUGUGCUUUACAAGGUUACACGGCAGAAGUGCACUUUCUGAAGGCUAUUUGAGCGAGAGGCAGCCGGAGAGAAGUCGACGAUGGCGUUUGUUUCACUUAAAGGCCUCAAGUGAACUUCAGUGGCACUUACCAAUUCACACUUUAUGAUUUCUCCCCUCCCACUGAAACUGGUUUUGAGACCUCAGAUGUGAAUAGAAAAUGCUCAUCUUCAGCCUGGGACAGUGACAUGUCUAAUAUGAAUAUGCUUUAUAUGAUAUAUAUGUAUUAGAGGUAUAUUUUCAGCCAGUGAGCUAUCUUCUUCAGAGAUGUCAACCAUUUCUCAGUUGUAUGAACAGUUAUUACACAGUAAUGAAGUUAAUUCACCCCCUUUACUGAGGAGCAUUCUGACAUGUGUAGAGUACAUUUAUUAUAUGCUUUAUUCUAUUAAAUAUUAUAUGAAAUAACUCCUUAUACAACAACUGGCCAAUGUAAAGUUCAAGAACUUACUGAUGUUGAUUGAUCGUUGUAACUAAACCAAAGGUUGGCACUUAACUCAGAGAGCGUAUUUAACAUUGCUGUUUUUACUUUCAUUUAGGUUCAGAUUUUGUUGUUUUUUUCUUUGUUUGUUUGUUUGUUUAUUUUGGGUUCUGGAUGUGGGAGAAUGUAGCCAAUUGUAGCGCAUGAGUCCGCUAUGCAAAUCAACCUUCCCUCACGAUCCUGUAUCAGAGACAGUCAGGAGGCAGACACACCCACCCGCGGGGGCGCUCUCACGGACUCUGGCAGAGACGCGGCGAGGUGGAGGAGAUCUCACGUUUUAAUGCUGCUGGUGAACUUUGUUGUUCUGCAUCUAACUACUGUCUCAACCAAUGGAAUGCAAAAAGAGAGCAACGAGGAAGAGGACAGGGAGGAAAGAGAGCGAAUGAAUGUAAACUAAAGGAUGAAAGUGCGUGAAUGAUGCGAUGGUCAGAGACGAGAGAGGUUUGGAGAGUGCAGAUGGUUUACUGUUUGUGGGUGUGUGUAGACUGUGUGUGUCAGUUCUGGGGUGGUGUUGCUCGGGGAAAGAGGGAACCUGUAUUUUUGCAAUAAAGUUAUUACCAAUGCACUCCCACAGGGGGC